GUUGAAAUCUUUGUCCAACAAUCUUUUACAAUCAAUAAUUUAGAAAAAAAACUUAUUAAAUUAUUCCAAAAAAUUGAAAAGUUGGAAGAACAAGAACAAUUAAAAUCCAAAUGGGACAAUAACCAGGAAUUACAAACUCAAACAACUGAAUUAAUUAGAGAAAGAGAUAACGUUCAGCAAAAUUUAAAAAGAAAUCUAAUAAACUUUUUACUCAAAAAUAAGCAAAAAAGCAAAAGAAUUAGUGAAUUAACUGGCGGUUUAUCUUUUUUACGGGGUUUGCUAGUUGGCAAAAACCAAGAGGUAAUUGACUUAACUACUCAAAAAAAUGAUUUAUCAAGAGAGAUUGCCGAACAGCAACGAGAAAGAAAUAGAAUACAAGCAGAACUAGAUAAUUUACAAACUAGGCUCGGUCGUCUACAAGGAAAGUUUUUAGGUUCUUUGCUUAGAAGUAAAAAGAAAUCAGAAGCAAUUAAAGAACUAAAAGCCCAAAUGGUAAAAUUAAGGGCUAAAUUGAUUGAAAAAGAGGGGCAAAUAGAGGAUUUGCAAAAUCAAGUAGACGAUUUGAAUCAACAAUUAACCCUUGCCGAUAAUACUAUUGAUACUUUGCAUCAAGAAUUAAAUCUAAAAGAUGGUGAGAUAACUAGACUUGAAAAUGAAGUAAAAAAUCUGGAAACAGAACGGGAUGAUCGUCCAAAAAAUAUUCAACGAGAAUUGGACCGAGAAAAAGGUUGGUGGGAUAAGUGGCUGAAUGAUACCCGAGUCGAUAUGCAGAGUAGUGCAAAUGAUGACAAACAAUUACCAACGUGGGUGGCUAAUCGUCAUGUUAGUUUCGGUCAACUCUUAGAAUGGAGUGCCACUCUUGCUUAUGGAGGAAAAGGAGCCUGA
Molecule: messenger RNA, 885 nt
Organism: Racocetra persica
Lineage: Eukaryota; Fungi; Glomeromycota; Glomeromycetes; Diversisporales; Gigasporaceae
Source: the annotation of a GenBank genome assembly